UUGGAAUGUGAUGCAAGUAAAGGCAAUAAUCAAAAAAUCUGAAACUCAUUACAUCAUUUUGGUGAACGUCCCAUUUUAUGUGUUCAAGUUAUCUGUGUUGUCAGAUUUUCUCACCUGACAUUGUUUACGCAUUUUUGAUAAUUCCCUAACAUACGAAGAUGGUUUGUACAAAGUCAAGAAAGAAGAAGAAAUCCCUGGCAAAACAUCCAUCGGAAUCGUGUCAGCAAUCUUCAUCUUUUCUGUUCUUGUCAAAACAGAAUGUCAUCCGUCAUGUUAAUCGAUCCAAGACCAUGUUUAUUAUGCGAGGACUACCAGGAUCUGGAAAAUCAACCCUGGUGAGAAAGAUCCAGACCAAAUAUAAAGGAGCGGUCGUAUGUUCUGCUGACGAUUAUUUUUCCAAAGAGGGGGAAUAUGAAUUCAAUCAGGAUGAGCUGCCAAACGCUCAUCAAGAUUGUAAGGAGAAGGUCAAAGAGGCAUGUGAAGCUGCAGUGCCACUUGUCGUUGUCGACAACACAAAUAUCCGCCGUUGGGAAAUGAACCCGUACUUUGGAAUUGCACAUCAUCAAAAUUAUGACGUCAUAUUGGUUGAGCCGGAUACGCCGUGGAAGUUUGAUCCUGUUGAACUAGCGAAGCGUAAUAGCCAUGGUGUGACGGAAGAAGUUGUCCGGCAAAAGCUUUCACAUUUUGAGACUGUCUUCCCGUUGUAUUAUGGGUGGUUCCUGAAUGAGGUGGACAGUGAGAGACUUUUCAAAUUGGGGCAGGAUGUCUUCCAACGGUGUAUGAAUCUGCCAGAAUUCAGCAGGAUUUUUAUGAAGGAGGCAGGAGUUGAUCAAGAGAAUCCCACAUUUGACAACUUCUUCAAGAGGAAACAUUUCAAGACCUCGAUUGAGACUCUACACUGCACCACAAUGUUCUCCCUCCGAGGGAAAAAAGCAGAGACAUUAGACUACAUUGCCAAAGAGGCUGUGGAGAAAGCUAUGGGUCAGGUUUUUAUGUUGUCUGUUAUUGGAUUCUCCAUCAGCCCGAGAGCGUUUGGUGCCAGGCUACGGCUGAAUAAUACGCAGUUGAAGUUGUGGUUCAGAGACGACAAUGAAGAACGACCAGCGAAAUCUCCGAAGUCGGCACCGAGUCCUGAGAGGGUUAAAGACAGUGCAGGUGAAGGAGUAAAAGACAGGCGUUCAUCGAAAAAAUCCAGUCGAAAAAAGAAAGGCAAAAAAUCUGAUUUGUCUUCCAAUGAGUUUAGUAAAGGGGGAGCUUCCUCUGAGCGUAAUUCGCAACCAGAUACAAGUUCGGUGUCGGGGCAAGAUGAUGUGAAACAUUUGGCUGUACAACCAGACACUGGUAUUCAAUUCUUUCCCGCAUGUUCUGAAAGUGGUGUUCGUUCAUGGAGUUCUGUUGUGUCUAGCAGUAAAACUAGAGCAGAAGCUGGUCCAUCCAAGCCUAAUGGGGGUGGAAGUUCUUCUGGUGUCCCUGGACCAGAAAACAGUGGUGCUCGGACUGCUGGAGCUAGCAAGGCCUCGAGUGCAGUUGUGACCAGUCACUGUAUCGAGCCUGACCAGCAACCUGAGCAUCAAGGUGAUGAAACACAUGAUAAAAACUUUCUGACUAUCCUAGACUAUGAAUCCGAUGAAGAUGAUGUCACUUUGUUUGGGGCCUUCGAUUUUGGAGAACACAGCUCAGAUGAAGAUUUAGACAAUAAAAACAAUGAGAGUGAAAGACUCAAAACUGCUGAUAAUAUUUGUAACAACGUAACACCAGCAGUUGUGGAUUCUGGACCAAAUUCUGGUGCUAAUAAUUUUGUGUCUUCCAGUAGAGAUGUUGUGUCAGUUGAGGUACCAAUAGAGCCGAGCUGUGGUAAAAGGACUAGUGGAUCUAUUGUGCCUAUUGUCUUAGAUAUACCGGCUGAUGAAAAUACAUCUGGGUCAAAAGGUGGUGAUAAUAAGAAAGAUACUGAUAGGCCUAGUUGUCUGCCAUCCGGUAAACAUGGAAGUAAAGUGGAACUGUUCAGAACAGUUGGCCAAGAAGAGGAGAGUGAUGACUCUUCAAAAUGCAAUAAAACAGUGAGUAAAGGUGUUGAGUUGCCAGACAAGAUGUCGGCCUUUCUAGAAGUGUGUGAAAAUCACGAUGAAAAGAAUCACUUGGGCAGUGGAGUUGAAAUCUGUCGGGGUUGCGAUGAGGUAUUUGAAAAUGUUGAUGUUGUGUAUAAAGGUGGAAGUAUGGUUGGUGAUGGUAAAGGCGAGGUAAUGGGCGAAGAAAAAAGUGGGGUCGGCCUCGUUGGUGAAGGAGCAAAUAAUGUAAUGCAAGAAGGAAAAAGGUUGGGUGUUGGUGAAAAGAAUGCUGAGAGUCCACAGACAGGAAGAAGACAUAGAAAGACGUCUCGGGACAAAGUUGACAUUGGACUUUCUCGCCAAAAGAGGCCAAGCUUAGAGCUUGCUGAGGCAGACUUGGAACCACUUACGUCGCCUGGAACAGAGCCUGAAAUUGGUUCUGAAGCUGAGGCUGUGUUUAACCCAGUUGAAAAAUCCUGCAGGGUUCCUGAUGUUGGUGGUCCAGGGGAGGCGGAGGAGACCUUGGGAGACGAAAAGAAGAUGGAAAAAGAUCCUGUUGUUGACACAACGACCUACGUUCCCGUUGCAACUGAUCGGAAAGAAGAUGAAAUCGUGGUGAAGAAGACUUUGAUAUUUGAGAAGAAGCCGGCUAUUGUUCAGGGAGAGCAGAUGACUAGUUCCGAGACUGACAUUAUCACAGGACCAAAGGUUGCUACAUUAGGAUUCAAGACUGAAAGCGAAGGGUCCCGGAGUAAGAAGAAGAAGAAGAAAAAGAAGAAGAAGAAUGGGGAGGAACUUGAAAGUUCUGUUGCCAUGGUUGGUGAGGUGGGUUGUGGGGAAAAUGGGGAACAGGACCGACCUGUUGAAGAAAAAGUAGAAUCUUCACCAGAGCCUGCUGAUGAUCCUGUCAAGAAUGGUGGAGAAGGUACUGCCAAGAAGAAGGAGAACAAGAGGAACAAGAAGAAGGCAAGCAUGGAAGGUUUGAAACUCAACACAGAAAAAAUGGAAAAUGAAGAGAAACUUGAGUGUGAUCAUGAUCAAGUGGCUAAAAAAUCUGUUGAUUUGGCAGGUGGGGGAAAAGAUGACGGUGUUGUGAAAAAGAAGACAAAAGCAUCUGUUGGGGAUGAACCUUGUUCUCUGAAGGAUAAAAAAUCUGACACCAACAGGCCUGGUGGGAGAAGAAAGAAGAAUAUUCAGAGGGAGAGUAGUGUAAUAGAUGAUGAAAUAUCUGCAAUACUGUUUGAGAUUGAGAAUGUUGGUGCAGACUUAGAGAAAAAAGGGCAGAAGAACAAGAAGGGUGGUAGGAGAGCCAUGUCAAAAAUAUCUGCUGGGAGUACGCCAAGUAGAAAAAGUAAAGGUGUCCAAGAGAUGGGAACAAAGAAGAAAACUUGCAUUGAAAAAAGUUCUGUUUUGACUAAUGAUGGUGAUGAUGGGCAAAUACAAAGAAAUGUAUGCAAAUUUGACUCUGAAAUUUGUCGUCCAAAUGAAGUUGAAGAAAGUGGCAUUAGAGAAAGACCUGUCUCGGGAAAAGAGUACGUGGGAAAAAGUGAUACUGUUAUUGUUGAUAGGGAGAAGACAUCAGAACUCUAUGCACAAGAAACUAACUUGACCGUCCAAACCAAGGAAGCUAGUACUGUUAGUCAUCAAUAUCAGGAGGGGGUUUCGAAUGAUGGUUGGCAAGUGGUAACAAAGGGUGGCUCUCAUAAAUCCGUUCCUGUGGCUAUAGAGACUUCGUCCUAUUUGCCAAAUGCAUCUGACGGUCCACCUAAACCAAAACUUAAGUUCGAAAAUCAAACUUCUGACGUAGAAGGAGCAGAGGGUGCAACUGCCAUUGAUUUUGACCUUGAUUCAUCCGAAGAAGUUGACCAAUCACAAAAGUUUCGUCCAACGUCUGGUUUUGGGAGCAGAGCGCACAUAACAAUUGGUUGCGCUGAAAAUCUCAGCCCAGUCGAGGCUGGAUAUGAUUUAUUUGAUAUGAUAAAAUUUGAGGCCAAGGAUGGGAGUGACAAGUCAACGUUGUUGAUAGAUGGAGCAACUGUCAAACAUUAUGGUGGGGGACAUUUUGGUGUUUACUUAGACAAGGUUGUUAGAUUUGAAGCUCUUUUUGGUGGGUAUUACUGAAAAGGUAAUAUAUUCUAUUGAUAAUAAGUAGAUGUAAUUCAUUCACUCACCUUGCCUUUCAGAUUUAUAAAUGUGUCCUUUGAUUAUCAAUUUGUCAUUACUUUUAACUACAUUUGUUACAAAUAAUACACUAUGCUAUUCAGUA
This is a messenger RNA of Lineus longissimus, 4314 nucleotides long. RefSeq lists its product as uncharacterized. Bases 159 to 4169 code for a protein of 1336 amino acids. The transcript is spliced from 3 exons. The record is from RefSeq and is a predicted model, not a curated record. Gene Ontology annotation, cellular component: membrane; cytoplasm. Gene Ontology annotation, biological process: cyclic nucleotide catabolic process. Gene Ontology annotation, molecular function: 2',3'-cyclic-nucleotide 3'-phosphodiesterase activity. NCBI's taxonomy places the organism in Eukaryota, Metazoa, Nemertea, Pilidiophora, Heteronemertea, Lineidae.